Messenger RNA from Naumovozyma castellii, 816 nucleotides. RefSeq names its product 14-3-3 family protein BMH2 (gene BMH2). The record is from RefSeq and is a predicted model, not a curated record. The transcript has a single exon. NCBI's taxonomy places the organism in Eukaryota, Fungi, Ascomycota, Saccharomycetes, Saccharomycetales, Saccharomycetaceae. The coding region runs from base 1 to 816 and encodes 271 amino acids.
AUGUCUACCAGCCGUGAAGAUUCCGUAUAUUUAGCCAAAUUAGCUGAACAAGCUGAACGUUACGAAGAAAUGGUCGAAAGUAUGAAGGACGUCGCAUCUUCAGGCCAAGAACUAUCUGUGGAAGAACGUAAUUUACUUUCUGUCGCUUAUAAGAACGUUAUUGGUGCUCGUCGUGCCUCUUGGAGAAUCGUUUCCUCCAUUGAACAAAAGGAAGAAUCAAAGGAAAAAUCCGAACAUCAAGUCGAAUUGAUUCGUUCUUACCGUUCCAAAAUUGAAACUGAAUUAACUAAGAUUUCUGAUGAUAUCCUAACCGUCUUGGAUUCUCAUUUAAUUCCUUCCGCUACCACCGGUGAAUCUAAAGUCUUUUAUUACAAGAUGAAGGGUGAUUACCAUCGUUAUUUGGCUGAAUUCUCUAGCGGUGACGUUAGAGAUAAAGCUACAAACGCCUCUUUGGAAGCUUACAAGACAGCUUCUGAAAUUGCUACCACCGAGCUACCUCCAACUCAUCCAAUCCGUUUAGGUUUGGCUUUGAAUUUCUCCGUCUUUUACUACGAAAUUCAAAACUCUCCUGAUAAAGCUUGUCAUUUGGCAAAGCAAGCAUUCGAUGAUGCUAUCGCCGAAUUAGAUACUUUAUCUGAAGAAUCUUACAAGGAUAGUACUUUGAUUAUGCAAUUAUUGAGAGAUAAUUUGACCUUGUGGACUUCUGAUAUGUCUGAAACUGCUCAAGAAGAGUCUCAACAACAAGCUGCUCCUGCCGCUGCUGCUCCAGCUCAAGAUGCUCCAGCUGCUGCUGCUGAAGGUGAAGCUCCAAAAUAA